Trichoderma harzianum CBS 226.95 is the source of this 810-nucleotide messenger RNA. RefSeq lists its product as hypothetical. The coding region runs from base 1 to 810 and encodes 269 amino acids. The transcript has 3 exons. Lineage: Eukaryota; Fungi; Ascomycota; Sordariomycetes; Hypocreales; Hypocreaceae. The record is from RefSeq and is a predicted model, not a curated record.
AUGAGGAGUAUUAUUUUCGCAUUUGGUGAAGCACAAGGCAUCUCCAAUGUCGAUUGGCAGCUGGGAAUGCGCAAUGCAAAUGCAACUGGAACGGCGAGCAUCUCGGGAUACAACGUUACCGCUAAGUAUCCAGGAGAGAGAAGCGAUAACUGGACAGUAUCGAUAUCAGUGUCCAGCGAUAUACCAGGGGGAAAUACAGCUGGUGGUCAAUUUGUUACUGGUACCCAGAUCGAGUGGACAGCUCCUCAAGGUUUAAUUGGAUCAGCCGAUCCAUCGUGGUUUCUCUGCCGCACUACUUACAGCAGCUCAAAAUUGAAGAAAUCCGGAUCCGCUCCGAGCCAGGGAAGCUGUAAUGGGAUAUUAUCCGACAACUGCUGGAGUGAUCUCCAAGAGUCACUUGAAGCAGGCAGACAGUGUCAAAAUAACACUUUGCCUCCGAGUUGCGCCGAUGAGCUUGGCUUGUCAGAUGGAGAAGGGUUUGGAUUAUCAUCUGCACGUCCCGUCAAAAGCAAUAGCAGCGACAGCACAUCGCUUCAGCUACGGUUCGGCGAUGAAAGUCACGAACUUGGAAACUUUACCACUUACGACAGCGCCAUCCGACAAAUCUGGGUCGUGGUCACAGGAUUCGCCCAAGCUGACAGUGAUAAUGCACAUCCAAGGGGCUCUGCCGGCCAACCAGGAAGCGUUGCAUGCAUCCAGGCCAGUGAAGUUCAGAGGGACAGUAGAGACUUUGAGGAUACAGCCAGCAUUGCACCUUUAUCGCUAAUGAGAAUCUUGGCCGGUGUCACAUUGGUGCUAGCCUUGAUUUGA